Molecule: messenger RNA, 1989 nt
Organism: Macroventuria anomochaeta
Lineage: Eukaryota; Fungi; Ascomycota; Dothideomycetes; Pleosporales; Didymellaceae
Exons: 5
Coding region: 1-1989 (662 amino acids)
Source: RefSeq, a predicted model, not a curated record
AUGGCGCGCCGAUCAGCGAGGCUUCAGAAGCCUGCGCCUACACCUGAUAGGACUGUACGGGCCGGAUCAAAUGACAGCUGGGAGACCGCUCAAUCUGAGCAAGAGCAGUUGCAGCUUCUUGAGCUUCCUUCAGUGCGUGAGCUUCCAGAGCCUGCUGUGAGGACCCCGCAGAAGCCCGCUGCAGACGCGCCCAAGUCUACAUCGAAGCUGCCCGCAGCGAAGACCGCUGGAGCGCAGACGCCUUUGAGCAAGAGUACAUCCUCGAAGCUACUGGCCGCAGCCUCCUCAGUGCGCACGCCCACAAACCGGACCCCCAUCAAGCCGGCUGGUGUUGAAAUGCACCCCGCGCUGCAUCACGCGAGUACAGCGAAGCCUCUCGACGAAGCCCGCUGGCUCGGUUUCCAAUCGCUCGGAGCUCAUACUGCACCACCCAAGGCAGCUGGUCAUGGUCCAGGCACCCCCUCCAAAACUCCUGCGCCGGCAUCCACAAGCAAUGCGGGAGCAUUGGGCUCAUCGCCAAGCAGCUUCCGCUUCCAAUUCAAGUCACCCUUCUCCAAGGCCACCGAGACGACCGAGACGUCCAAGCGCGGCGACCUCAGCCCGACUACACGCAACAUUCUGAAGGAGCCUACUAUCGCCCGGCCGAAGGCAGAGCCCAAGGGCAAGAUGGCGCGGUUCAGUGACAUCCACAUGGCCCAGUUCAAGAAGAUGGACUCAGUUGCCAAUCACCCUUCAGCUUGGCGCCUCAAGAAGUCGCCCUCGAAGCCUGACCUGCCCAGGCCGGAGACUAACAAGCUCAAGCGCACACAGUCAAAGAUGGAUCUGGCAGACAAGGUUCCGCCAACACCACUAAAGCGCACUCAGUCCAAGGCCGACCUCAUUGGCUCCAGCUUGCCACGUUCACAGUCCACCGUCCGUCUGGUUGCUGCUCAGGAGGGCUCGAACGAUCCAGCGCCAAAGCGUGUCAAGCGUACCGAGGUGGACGAUGCAGCUACCACACGACCAGCGUCUCGGGACAGUAACAUCGAAGCAUCUUCAUCUAAGCUUCCUGUUCCACCACGCAAGAUCACAUCACAGACCGCACUUCCCCGCCUUGCGGCCAGGCUCAUGACACCCACCAAGUCUUCGAUCGCCCGUGCACAGUCACAGACCGUCAAGGCUACAAAGUCCACCUCCAUGAUCCCACAAUCUCCUUCUGCGAGGAACCUGUUCUCUCCAACCCACAUCAGCCGUUCUCUGCGCGACGGCGCGCGAGAGAGCAUGCAGCAGGCGAAGCGGAACCUGCAACAAGUCCGCUCCAUCCUCCGCACCCCCAGCCGCAAGUUUUCCGAUGAUCCCACCAAGAUUGCUGCAGGCACGCACAUGUCCCCGCCACCAGAGUCGGCUUGGGGCAAGGCUCUUCCCGCGAUCCCAGCUACCGCGCCCGCCAAGAAGCACGUGAACUUCAGCAAUAGUACGCUGGCUCGGGCAGCUCCCAACGACCUGACCAAGUCGCCCUCGCCCAUGAAGUUCCGAGCUGGCAGUGAGGUCCCUUCCGGAGCAGUCGUUCAUCCAAGCCUCGAAUUUGAUGUCGAGUACCCAAAGCUCCCUCAAGGCGACGCAUCUCCUACAGCGUCUCCUUCUCGUCGUCUCACAUUCGGUGGAGAAUCUGCAAACCACCCACGCAGCUUCUCCUUCGAGUCAGGUAAGCCUGUGAACUUCGGUCCAACUACGACUGGCACCAUCCGUAUGGUCCGCAAGAGCGAUGCUCCUUCCAUCAUCGAGAGCACGAAACGCAAGCUCGAGACUCUCCAGGAGACGUCAGAUAAGGAGAACGACGAGCGCCUCGAGAACCCUCGCUCCGCCAAGAAAAUGAAGCCGACUCCCACUCCUGCAACGCCUGCAAAGGUUCCUGCGAGCGCAAGCAAAGUGCCUCGCCGUACUCCCGGAAGUGCCAUGAGCAAGUCUAGGCUUGCUUUCCUGGCUACUCCUAAGCGCAACAAGGCUUAA